Pistacia vera is the source of this 749-nucleotide messenger RNA. Its product is annotated as ribulose bisphosphate carboxylase small chain, chloroplastic-like. The record is from RefSeq and is a predicted model, not a curated record. The transcript has 3 exons. NCBI's taxonomy places the organism in Eukaryota, Viridiplantae, Streptophyta, Magnoliopsida, Sapindales, Anacardiaceae. Bases 68 to 616 code for a protein of 182 amino acids.
GCACUUAAAAGGCCUCUUCAACUGAUUACUUGAACUUGAGUCUAAUAGCCAAGGGAAGAAAAAGGCAAUGGCAUCGUCAGUAGUCUCAUCUGCCACAGUUGCCUCCAUUAACCGUGCCACACCGGCACAAGCUAGCGCCGUUGCACCAUUCACAGGCCUUAAGUCUUUUUCAACCUUCCCAGCAACUCGCCAGCUCAACGAUGACAUUACCUCUGUAGCCAGCAAUGGUGGAAGAGUUCAGUGCAUGCAGGUUUGGCCUCCAACUGGAAAGAAGAAGUUUGAGACCCUUUCAUAUCUCCCACCUCUCUCUUCUGAAUCAUUAGCAAAGGAAGUUGAUUACCUUCUUCGCCAGGGAUGGGUUCCUUGCUUGGAAUUUGAGUUAGAGCACGGAUUCGUUUACCGUGAGAACCACAGAUCCCCUGGAUACCAAGAUGGCAGGUACUGGACAAUGUGGAAGCUCCCUAUGUUCGGAUGCACAGAUUCAUCUCAAGUGUUGAAGGAGCUUGAAGAGGCCAAGAAGGCUUAUCCGAAUGCAUUCAUCCGAAUCAUCGGAUUCGACAACAAACGUCAAGUCCAGUGCAUCAGUUUCAUUGCCUACAAGCCUCCUCGCUUCUAAGCUUAAAGCUUUUCCUUUGUUGGCAACUUCAAUUCUUUCUUAAUUUGUUUCAAUAAAAUUUGUAUUGUUGUGUUUUUGAGGAACAAAGCUAAAUCCUGUUUCGAUUCUAGCAAAAAGUUAAUAAUUUCAGCAA